This is a messenger RNA of Sphenostylis stenocarpa, 657 nucleotides long. The record is from the annotation of a GenBank genome assembly. Lineage: Eukaryota; Viridiplantae; Streptophyta; Magnoliopsida; Fabales; Fabaceae.
AUGUUUAGCCGCAUGUUUGGGAAACCUAAACAGGAAACCAAUGCUGUUGCCACUUUGGACAAGUUAAACGAGACGCUUGAAAUGCUGGAGAAAAAGGAGAAAGUGCUCCUUAAAAAGGUGUCGGCAGAAGUUGAAAAGGCCAAAGAGUUCACAAGGGGGAAGAACAAAAGGGCGGCAAUACAAUGUCUGAAGAGGAAGAGGUUAUAUGAACAGCAAAUAGAGCAGCUUGGAAAUUUCCAGUUGCGAAUUCAUGACCAGAUGAUAAUGUUGGAAGGUGCUAAAGCCACCACAGAAACAGUAGAUGCUUUAAGAACUGGAGCGGCUGCUAUGAAGGCUAUGCAAAAAGCAACGAAUAUUGAUGAUGUUGACAAGACCAUGGAUGAGAUAAAUGAACAGACUGAGAACAUGAAACAGAUUCAGGAUGCAUUAUCAGCUCCAAUUGGUGCAGCUGCUGAUUUUGACGAGGAUGAAUUGGAAGCGGAACUUGAGGAGCUGGAGGGUGCUGAGUUGGAAGAACAACUUCUUCAGCCAGCAACUACAGCUCCUGCAGCCCCAGUUCAGGUCCCAGCUGGGCGGCAACCUACUCGUCCUGCUGCUGCAAAGCCAACUCCUGAAGAAGAUGAAUUGGCAGCUUUGCAGGCUGAGAUGGCACUUUGA